AUGUGCGUGCCUCUUGUGUCGUUGCACAUUUGGAGCAAGCUUCAAGGUCAGUCCGAUGAUCCAUCUUACCUCGGGUGCUUCUCGGAUCCUGCUGAGAACCGCGUCUUCGAAUGGCAGUCUUCUACCUCUGCUAUGACCGCAGACGUGUGUUCGGAGCUCUGCUCUGGGUCGGACUUCUAUGGGACCCAGUAUUCGACAGAGCGACAAACAUCGCACUCCGCUCUCGCAACCACGACGCUCCCGCACUCCUUUGACGCCACCACCAAAAUCAUUCCGAACGUACGUCGUUCGUUUCAAUUCAACAAGUGCUGGUGCGGUGACAACGUCGGAUACGCCAUCAAUGGCCCCGGCGACUGCGCCAUGCCCUGCUCCGGCAACUCUGACGAGAUCUGUGGCGGGUCGUACGCUCUCUCCGUCUACUCGAACGACCCCGACUACCUUGGGUGCUGGAGCGAUCCCCACUCGGCGGAAACGCGGCUGUUUCCCAUCCUGAUCGACACAUCGGACGACAUGACUACUGCGGUGAGCGACCGGCACAUGUGUGCAGCAGGCUAG
Molecule: messenger RNA, 555 nt
Organism: Ectocarpus sp. CCAP 1310/34
Lineage: Eukaryota; Phaeophyceae; Ectocarpales; Ectocarpaceae
Source: the annotation of a GenBank genome assembly